Bombus terrestris (buff-tailed bumblebee) is the source of this 3092-nucleotide messenger RNA. RefSeq lists its product as uncharacterized. Bases 594 to 1685 code for a protein of 363 amino acids. The transcript is spliced from 2 exons. NCBI's taxonomy places the organism in Eukaryota, Metazoa, Arthropoda, Insecta, Hymenoptera, Apidae. The record is from RefSeq and is a predicted model, not a curated record.
GUUGCGCGUUGCGAGGGGAAUCGGUACGCGUAACAAUUUCCUACGAUACUUUCAGAGUUCCACCGGCUGGCUACUUGCGGCCGACUCGUUGCCACGCGUGCAUCGAUCUUACCGAAUGUUGAAUGCCGAUAUCAACAACGCCUUAUCUGUCUCUUAUUUGUCACGCAUUUCGUAUCCAUAGGCUGCGAGAUAGCCGGGAAUCUUUGAUUGUUCGUCGUCGAUCGUAGUUAUCGUUGUUGUUCGCGUGACAAUCGUUCUUAGAAUAACAAUCUCAUCGAACCUAUCCAGAAGUGUUGUUUUCAGUUAUUAUAUCAGAAUCAGAAUUGUGGAAACUGAGUCAUUCAAAUCGAACUAUAUAGUGCAUCCGCCACGAUAUUCCUACAAUUAUUCGCUACACGUGCUUCGAUUCUACAAGAUUCCUACGUUAUUGGCGACGUACGAGGAAAGUUAUCGUACGUGCAAGUUGUUCGAUAAGUAUAGAGGAAAGACGGCGGCCAUUAUCGUGGAUUAAAAACGUAGGCGGCCAGUUUGAACUUUAAUUGCUCAGCUUGUUAAUAAUCGCUGCAAAAACUGGUGACGAUAUCGUUUGGAGCAUGAAGUCCCACGAGGUUUGGGAGCGAAGCUUCGCCUUCAUCGAAAAGAAAUUGCUGCCGGAAAUGGUGCACGAUCGUUGCUUCUGCGAGCCGAAUUCCAGGGAAUUCGUCGAGUUCGACUCGGCAACGAUUCGUCUCGACGAGCUGAGUCGAAGCAGCGAGAUUUAUCGCGUGACGAUCGUGGUCAGGUUCUCCGGCGAGCCACGCAGCUUCCCGCUGUUACUGAAACUGCUUCCCGAGGAAGAGGCAGAGCACAAGAGUCCGACAGCGUUCAACGCUUACCAAAACGAAGAAAUGUUCUACUCGAAGAUGACGCUCAAGUAUGGAACCGAUUUGGUUCCAAAGUGUUACCUGUCGGAUUUAGGUCGUUACGGAAGACCGGUGAUCGUUCUCGAGGAUUUGGAGGAAGCUGGUUACACGCAGGUGGACGGUGAAUUGGACGAGGAACACUUGAAAUUGUGCGUGCAAGUUCUGGCCAAGUUUCACGCCAGAGGGUUGAGAUUGAGAGCGACAGAACCGCAGGUCUUCAGGGAAUUCGAGGCGAAAUUGCUUGAAAUUUCUCUCACCGAAGAGACUAUGUUGCAUUACGAGAAGAGAUCGACUAGAAUGCUGGAUAUUCUCGAGACGAUGCCGAACUCUGGGUUCGUAGAGAGGAUAAAACAUAGAUUAAACAAGAGACCAAUGGAAAUAGUGAAAGCCAUCGCGACAGGGGUGAACGACGUCUCUACAAUAUGCCACGGCCAUUUUUCACACGAUAAUCUACUGUUCAAAUACCAGAACGGGAAACCGAUCGACGCGAAGAUGAUCGACUGGCAAACAAUGAGAUAUUGUUCGCCGGCUGUCGAUCUCGGGCCCAUUCUACUGUAUAACGUGACACAUGAAAAUGGGCCGUCGGAAGUGCAGAAAAUUUUGACGCUGUACAUCGACACCGUCAGAUCUGAAUAUCCAGAGGUAGACAGUGAACGUUUGAGAGAAGAUGUCGUCGACAAGUUCCUCUUUGCUUGCGUCGUACUGUCAAUUUUAGACCACAUUACCGACGACGAACUUACUCGAGUUUUGUUGUUGCUAGAACAGUUGGACAAUUUCGAUUAAACGCAGAAAUAAUUUCGCUAAUCCACCAGCCACAGGUUUUGUAAAAAUCACGUUUCUCUUACGUAUUAUUAGGCUGUUGAUAUUUAUAGAAAUCAAAAUGUUUCAGCAACAAUAAGGUAACAUCGGUAGAGGAUGAAACUAUAGCACGCUUGGAAAACUACUUGAUUUUUGCUUGCUCAUUGUUGGUUUAAUCAGGUUACUGAAAAGUGCAGCUGCCUUCUUAUUACGUUAUUCGAGCAUUGGGAACCAACGUUUCCCAUCGAAACGAGUGCCUUUCACUGAUUAAUCAUUAAGACAUCGGAACACGUCGUUUUAGCCUAUUUUGUUGUGUACAUAAAUAUGUUAUCAAGUGUUCUAACUAGGCUAUAUGCAAUAUUGCGUAAAAGUCUUACAUCAUCUAGGUUACUGGUUUUAUGGUGGCAACUAAAUAUACUUGUAGGAAAAUUUCCACGCGAUUUUAUAUAAAAUCAAACCUUUAGAUAUCUUCUUCGUGGUGCUGUUCGUUUGUGAUUUCUUCCGAUUCGAAAAUUUCUUUCUUCUUGAUUAUCUGUAUGGAUCGUUUAAAAUGUGCUAGAAGAGGAAGCAAUUUAGAUACGUGAUCAGUUUUGUAACGAUAUUAAAUAGAAUUGACGGAAUUAUAGCAGGUAAAUAAGUGCGUUUAAAAAUGAUUCGAGAUAACAAACGAAGAUCCGAUAAAAUACCAAUUAUCUGAAAUUGAUUGAUACUUUCUGUGACGACUGCUAUUUAUUGGAUAUAAUGUUUCCUAUAUGGCCGAAGACAGUUAUACGAACGAAUAGAUCGAAUUUAGUAGAAGAAAUCGCUUGUGGCUGGAGGUUUAAUGUCUUUCUAUCUUUAGCGCGCCAUAUUUUUUGCCUCCUUUUAAUAGAUCUUCUUUUUUGAUAAAAGACGUUUUGUAACAAACGAAUAUUUUAGUUACAAAUGCGGCUAAUAGAACUAAUUGUUCUUUUCAGUCCAAUAUAUCGAUGAAUUUAAGAUUGUACGACUUGUUACCGAUAAUUUUCAAGAAAUGAGAUUGCAUACUUGCAAUUUUAGACUCAGAGAUAAUGACGAUAUUUCUAAUAUAUUAUCAGUAUGAAUUACGCAGAAAAUAAUAUCUUUAAGACUCCUGAGUCAUUGGUCCGGGUAAUAAUAAUUCGUAGAUGGCGACUGUUCUGAAUUUGUAAAAUCAUUAACUUCCGCCUUUGAUCUCAUAAUUUAUCAUAGUUUAAUAUGCAUAAUCGCAGUAAAAUUCAAUUCACGGUGUAAGACUUUACGGAUUUAUCAUUUACAUAUCGACUUUAUCGUUCCUCUGAUUGAGUCGCUUCUUUUGUUGUUUUCUUUUUCUUGUUCUUUUUUUUUUUUGUAUUUUAUAAAGAUAAUAAAUCAGCCAUUGAUUUGAAAAGUAAA